GUGGGUCUCAGUGGGUGAUGUUUGGUGAAGAUGUCACGCGUGUUUGCUCGAGCAUCCUCACACUGCGAGACAAGCAGCACGCUGAUAAACACACUCGACUUUAAUGCUCUGCGACUUAAACUGAACGCAAUCUGCAGCGAAUCCGAAAGAGAUUUUUUUAAACAAGUCGGAUAAGCGAUUUUUUGAGUUAUUGUUUAAGUUAUGUUAUUUUCCUGGACCAUCGCAACAGCUUCAAAAUGAACCCUCAUUGCGCACGCUGUGGGAAAAUUGUCUACGCAACAGAGAAGGUGAACUGUCUGGACAAGUACUGGCACAAAGGAUGCUUCCAUUGUGAGGUGUGUAAAAUGACUCUCAACAUGAAUAACUACAAGGGAUACGAGAAGAAGCCCUACUGCAACGCGCACUACCCAAAACAGACCUUUACAAUAGUGACAGACACCCCCGAGAAUCUUCGGCUGAAACAGCAAAGUGAGCUCCAAAGUCAGGUCAAGUACAAGCAGGAUUUUGAACAAAGCAAGGGUCGAGGCCACAAAUUUGUCAUUGACACACCAGAGCUACAGAGACUGAGGAAGGCCCAGGAUCAGAUUAGCAACGCGAAGUAUCAUAAAGACUUUGAGAUGUCUGGUUUGCAUGGGGUACCUCAGGUAACGCAAGGGCCAUACCUGGUGCACGCUCAGACGAGAACUAACCAUGAGACAGCAGGGAACGGCACACACAAGGGCGUUCAUCAGUAUAUCAUGGAGAUGGAUCGAAGACCUGGAGUCAUUGUGGCACCUGUACUUCCUGGUGCGUACUAUCCCAGCAAUCAAACCCAUGGGCACAGCUACAUGCAUCAAACCAGCAUGCAUUCACUGAGGUCACAACAUAUGAGCAUGACUGUAUACAGGGCCAUGUAUGACUACACAGCACAGGAUUACGAUGAGGUGUCUUUCCGUGAUGGUGACAUCAUUCACAACGUGCAGUCAAUCGAUGAGGGCUGGAUGUACGGAACGGUACAGCGGACAGGGCGAUCGGGAAUGCUGCCAGCCAACUAUGUGGAGGGCAUUCGCUAGGUGUCAAUAUACCUCGUACCCGCUGAGCCACGAAUAAAACGCUGGCAGCUUCAUUGUUUUUAGGUACAAAAAGGCUUGUAAAUGGUCACAGGUAUAUAUCUAUAUUUUAAUAGUGCUUGUCAUUACAUUUUGUACGUGUUUAUAUGUCGCUCAUUUUGUAACACUUGCAGUUACAGCAACGUAUAGUUGAAUGUAUGUAAUUCAAUGAAUAGUUUUGUACCAGUUUGGUAUUUACUAUGAAAUGGCUGUUAAAGGGAUAGUUCAACCAAAAAUGAAAAUUCUGUCAUUUAUUCAUCCUCUUGUUUUUUUAAACCUGUAUAACUCUUUUCUGCAUAACACAAUAGAAGAUGUGGGACCAAUAUUUUUCUGUUACCAACAUUCUUUAAAAUAUCUCCUUUUUUGUUUUGCAGAAGAAAGAAAAUCAUACAGUUUUGAAAUGACAAGAGGGUGGGUAAAUUAUAGAUUUUUCAUUUUUGGGUGACCUAUCCCUUUAAAUACAGAAUGUAAAAGAUGUGUGGAGUAUUGAAAAGGGAAUUCUUACUUCAAGUAUGAAUUUUUUACUUGCAUGUUUUUGUUGCCAUGAAAAACAUGAAUAAUGUUACUGUUCUGCACAAUGUGUAUUAAAUAUACCACUAUAACAAUGUUGAGAAAACAUUAAAUAUCUUGUUUGCUCCCUCCA
Messenger RNA from Triplophysa dalaica, 1731 nucleotides. It is a transcript of the gene nebl, whose product is annotated as nebulette. The transcript is spliced from 7 exons. Gene Ontology annotation, molecular function: actin filament binding. Gene Ontology annotation, cellular component: focal adhesion. The record is from RefSeq and is a predicted model, not a curated record. The coding region runs from base 237 to 1052 and encodes 271 amino acids. NCBI's taxonomy places the organism in Eukaryota, Metazoa, Chordata, Actinopteri, Cypriniformes, Nemacheilidae.